UAUGCAAAGGUGUUCCCGAUAAGUGGAAAAUUUUGAAUAAGGCAAUUGAAAUUAGAAGGUGUGCGCUGAAGAAAUAUUACACCCAGCCCAUCAAGCCCAUAUACUGCCCAGGCGCCCAGCCCAAAUCACAUGAGGCCCAUUUACCAUGCACGCGGGAGCACCGUACCAAAUGUGCCCACCAUGGCCGCCGUGGCAUUGCAAAAACGGGAGAGAAACAACACGUCGCCCUUCUCCGUUCGCUCUCCUCUCAUGGCCAUCCCUAAAACACGCCAUGGUCAUCGACGAACCGCCUGUCCAUUUCCAUUGCCGCCCCUCCUCCUCCUCCUCCUCCUCCUGCACGGUAGAUUAAGAUCGAUGCAUGGUGCGAUUUCUGCAUCGGGAAGGGCAGAUUAAGAUCGAUGCAACAAGCAGAACGGCUAAUCCGCAGCGUUGGACGACAUGCACGUACGAUCGCCGGCAAGGUCCAUGGACACCUCCCUCUCCAUCGCCGUCGCAGCCGCCGCCGUCGUGCUGCUGCUCCUCGUGCGGGGCGCCGAUGCCGAGAUCAGGACGACGCUCAUCGUGUCGGACGCUCGGCCUCUCAUUCUGUUCGAGCAGUUUGGCUUCGAGCGUGGCGGGAAGGCGACCAUCUCCAUACGCCGCUCGUUUUGGAAUCUCCGGCGGGGGUCACGGCGCACCGCGGUUGACCCCAGCCUCAUGGGGUUCGUCCUCAUCUCCGGAACCCAGUUCCCGAAGAUCAACAACGCGUCCGCGUACGCGGCCGCCGACCCGGGGGACAACGGCGACGACGGCGGGGGCAGUUACUGCGUGCUGACGAGCGAGUACGCCCUCCCGGUGCUCCGGCUCGGCGACGUCCCGCCCGGCGGCGUCACCACCACCGUGAGCAUCGACGACCCAGACCAGUACGCCGUCGUGUUCAGCAACUGCCAGGACGGCGUGGAGGUCACCGUCGACGUGUACACCGAGAUGUACAACGUGCGGGACGGCAUCUCCGACGGGCCCAGGGACUACCUACCCGUGGGCCUGCGGCCGCUGCCGACCAUCUACACGGUCGUGUCGGAGGUGUACUUCGCGUUCCUGGCGCUGUGGGCGUGCGUGUGCGUGCGGCACCGCGCGACGGUGGAGCGGAUCCACGCCGUCAUGGGCGCGCUGCUGCUGUUCAAGGCGCUCAAGAUGGCGUGCGCGGCGGAGGACUCGUGGUACGUGGAGCGCACCGGCACGCCGCACGGCUGGGACGUGGCGUUCUACGUCUUCGGCUUCUUCAAGGGCGUCCUGCUCUUCACCGUCAUCAUCCUCAUCGGCACCGGCUGGUCCAUCCUCAAGCCCUACCUCCAGGAGAGGGAGAAGAACAUGCUUAUGAUCGUGAUCCCGCUGCAAGUGGUCGAGAACCUGUUGCUGGUGGUGAUCGGGGAGACGGGGCCGACGGGGCAGGACUGGGUCGUGUGGAACCAGGUGUUCCUGCUGGUGGACGUCAUCUGCUGCUGCGCCGUGUUCUUCCCGAUCAUCUGGUCGAUCCGCAGCAUGCGCGAGGCAUCCAAGACCGAUGGCAAGGCGGCGCUCAACCUCCAGAAGCUCACGCUGUUCAAGCGCUUCUACCUCGUCGUCGUCGGCUACCUCUACUUCACCCGGAUCAUCGCGUCGGCGUUCCUCGCCUUGCUCAGCUACAAGUACCAGUGGGGCGUCAACGUGGCCAUCGAGGCCGCCAGCCUCGCCUUCUACCUGUUCGUUUUCUACAACUUCCAGCCGGUGGCGAAGAACCCGUACUUGUACAUUGGCGACACGGUGGAGGACGCGGCGGUCGAGCGUGAGAUGGACGACGAAGGUCGAUUUUGAGCGCCCUCGUGGAUCGUCCAUAUGAUUUUUCCCCCCAAGUUUUAUGCGUUUCAUUAGUUGGCUAGCUGCGUUAAUUGUGUACGACUAUAUGUUUCGUGCUCGAUCGGAGCGUCAGGCUCGCGGAUUGGCGUGUGCCUGAAACGGUGAUGAUGUGACGACUGGUGUGUCUCUCCCUUUUGUACAAGAAGGCAUGCUCAACGGAUCGGGAAAUUAGCAACAAAAUUGCAUAAUAGAGUGUACAGCAAUGGACAUUAUGGACUGUUGUUUUAUAUCAUGAUCUAUUAUUGAUUC
This is a messenger RNA of Oryza sativa Japonica Group (Japanese rice), 2124 nucleotides long. Its product is annotated as protein CANDIDATE G-PROTEIN COUPLED RECEPTOR 7. The record is from RefSeq and is a predicted model, not a curated record. Gene Ontology annotation, biological process: transport. Gene Ontology annotation, cellular component: Golgi apparatus; membrane. NCBI's taxonomy places the organism in Eukaryota, Viridiplantae, Streptophyta, Magnoliopsida, Poales, Poaceae.